AUGGACACCGAACUAAACUCACCGCCGCAUGAUGGUGGUGAUACCUCCGCCGCUUUUCGUAAACCUUCCAACGACGGACCUAGCAGAAAGUAUCGCCGCCGAGCUUCAGCUGACGUUGGGUCAUCUUCCUCUGACGGAAGUCCUGAACGUAAACAGAGCCCUAAUCAAAAGCAUCCUAGGGGAGAUUUUAGGAAAGUUUCUGAACCAGUUGAUGCAAGGAAAGACGAUAGGCGGGAUUCUGAUCGCAGUCGCUACGGUAGAGGCGGUGGUGAUUCACAUAGACAUGAUAAUAGGUACUCUAGAGAUGAUAAGUACGGAUCUAAGCGUGAUGAGCAGAGCAGAAAUGAGAGGGAAGCGCCUCGCUCUAGCCGCGAUUCAAGGGGUGGCCAUCAUUCUGAACGGAGAAAAGUAGAGGCUGAACAUAGCAGGUCAAGAAAUGAUUUAGACAGACAUUCCCGUGACAGGAGGCAUGGAGACUCGAGAACGGAGGAUAAAGAAAAGGAUUAUGUGCGGGGCAGAGAUUAUCAAGACGAGAAAAGAGGUUCCCGCUGGGGUCUUGGUGAGCGACAUUCCCGUGAUGAAGGAAAGGAACGUGAGGACCCUGAGAAUCGAGAUACUCAUGCUAAGAAACUGAAGGGGUUCGUUUCAGGGAAGUUUACCCAUGCAGAAGAGAAACAGACAUCGAGCUUAAAGCCAGCCCUCGGUGCUGGGAAUCAGGGUUUGACACUGCAACCCCAUUCAAAAGAAGCCGGAGUUUCUGGUGAUGUCGAUGCAGCAAAAGUUGCAGCUAUCCAGGCUGCCGAAUUAGUGAACAAAAACCUUGUUGGAACGGGUUACCUGACCACAGACCAAAAGAAGAAGUUGUUGUGGGGAAAGAAGAAAAGCACGGCUACAGAAGAGCCUGCUCAUCGUUGGGAUAGUGCACUAAUUGGUGACCGUGAACGACAAGAAAAGUUCAACAAGCUUAUGGGUGUGAAAGGGAGCGUCGUGAACCAAGAGCAGAACCCGAACGAAGUCUUAGUGGAGAAGCAGAACGAGUUGCAGAAGGAUCUAGAGAAGCAGUACACAGCGGGAUUAAGAAGGAGAGAUGGACGCACGGUGGGGUUAGGUCUUUGA
This is a messenger RNA of Microthlaspi erraticum, 1116 nucleotides long. NCBI's taxonomy places the organism in Eukaryota, Viridiplantae, Streptophyta, Magnoliopsida, Brassicales, Brassicaceae. The record is from the annotation of a GenBank genome assembly.